CAGACCAGAGGGCACAGAUCCGGCACAGGUCCGGCACAGAUCCGGCCACCACUGCUCCUCAACACCAUCCUUCCUCCAUCCUGCACCCUGCAUCCACCCUCCCAAAUCUCCAUCCACCACCCGCGUUUCCUUGCCAGCCGCAACGCCCAAUGGCUGCACCAACCACAUCUCCCGCGUUCCGAACAAAGCCAGUCGGUCUGGGCGGCGCUGACUAUGCGUGUGUGCUUCUCGGACCGAGGGACAGGCGCCGUAGCUAGGGGACAAAAACCUCCACUCUGUUCUCCAAGUUGCGCUGCAGAAAACAUCACGAAGCUUCAUAUUAAAGCCCGCCUCGCCUGCGCACAAAUGGCCGCCUCUUCCUCCUCUCUAUUGUCCUCCCGGCCCAUCGCCAAAAAAAUAUCCCGCCCAACACCACCGCCGUCUCGCUCUCCCGCCGUCCCCCCGUCGCAGCCAUGUCGCGUGCCCUCUGGAACACGCUCCGACCUUCUUCGCGAAUUGCGCCUCGAUGCCCGCCGCUGUGCUCAUCAUCGCCGCGCUUGUCCCAUGCUGUCCUGCCCGUCGCUCGGGUCAGGUGGAGCUCUCAUUCACCCCUGGGUGCGGCCCCCGCCAAUGCCCGCAAGCCUAUUACUAUCAGCAGCCUCCAGACGCUCUACCGGAAGAACGAACCCAUUACCAUGAUCACCGCCCAUGACUUCCCCAGUGCACAUGUCGCCGACCAUGCCGGCAUGGACAUGGUACUGGUCGGGGACAGCCUGGCCAUGGUGGCCUUGGGCAUGGAAGACACUAGUGAGGUCUUGAUGGAGGAGAUGAUAUUGCACUGUCGGUCGGUGGCUCGCGCAACAAAGGCUGCCUUCACUGUUGGCGACCUACCCAUGGGAACCUACGAGAUCGCCCCUGAACAGGCCCUCGAGUCCGCCAUCCGCAUGAUCAAGGAGGGCCGCGUUAAGUCCGUCAAGCUUGAGGGCGGGAAGGAAAUGGCACCCACCAUCUCCAAGAUCACGUCGGCCGGCAUCCCUGUCCUCGCCCACAUCGGCCUCACGCCCCAGCGACAAAACUCCCUCGGUGGCUUCCGCGUCCAGGGGAAGAGCACCGCUUCAGCUCUCAGGCUCCUCGGUGACGCCUUCGCCGUCCAGGAUGCCGGUGCCUUCGCCGUCGUGCUGGAAGCUGUGCCCGCUGAGGUCGCCGCCCUGGUGACGAAGAAGCUAAGCAUCCCUACCAUUGGCAUUGGUGCUGGCAAUGGCUGUUCAGGGCAGGUCCUCGUCCAGGUAGACAUGUCGGGAUACUUCCCGCCUGGUCGCUUUCUUCCCAAGUUUGUGAAACAGUACGGUGAUGUGUGGAGUGAGAGUAUGAGAGCCGUCCAAGCCUACAAAAAAGAGGUGAAGAGCAGGGCAUAUCCCGCGCCGGAGCAUACAUAUCCGAUGCCGAAGGAGGAGUUUUUUGAGUUCGAGAGACUGGUUGAGGAGAAGCGGAUGAGAACUGAGUAAGGUCGUCUCCCCGUCUCUCUGAGGUUUCAGUCUUGUCAUCUGCGUCGGCGUUGGUGGUUUGGCUCUUCCAUCUUUCAUGCUCUGCUCACUUGCAUCGCAUACCCUUCGCUAUAUCCCUGGCCAGUUCUUCAGAUUCGUUCUUGACAGCCAGCGUCUUUGCAUAUUGUAUCGCUCACAUCCAUGGAACCGAGAGCAUACAUGCGGAAGGGGGAGGUCUUCUAUUGAUGGCUAGCUUACAGAGCUGAAUGCCGUUCCCCAUACACCUUAGAUUAAUGCAUACAUUAAUUCAUAACCCGACAGACUCAUGCCACCAAAUCCCCGCGUCUACCCCCUAUGACCACACCACUCAUCUCACGCCGUCAUGAUCACGACCGCGAAUUCCCUCCCAUAUGCCACUAGCAUUCUAUGAGCUCAGC
Messenger RNA from Lindgomyces ingoldianus, 1900 nucleotides. RefSeq names its product ketopantoate hydroxymethyltransferase. The coding region runs from base 453 to 1484 and encodes 343 amino acids. Gene Ontology annotation, biological process: pantothenate biosynthetic process. Gene Ontology annotation, molecular function: magnesium ion binding; 3-methyl-2-oxobutanoate hydroxymethyltransferase activity. The record is from RefSeq and is a predicted model, not a curated record. Gene Ontology annotation, cellular component: mitochondrion. The transcript has 2 exons. Lineage: Eukaryota; Fungi; Ascomycota; Dothideomycetes; Pleosporales; Lindgomycetaceae.